This is a messenger RNA of Corythoichthys intestinalis (scribbled pipefish), 336 nucleotides long. RefSeq names its product parathyroid hormone-like. Gene Ontology annotation, molecular function: hormone activity. NCBI's taxonomy places the organism in Eukaryota, Metazoa, Chordata, Actinopteri, Syngnathiformes, Syngnathidae. Bases 1 to 336 code for a protein of 111 amino acids. Gene Ontology annotation, cellular component: extracellular region. The record is from RefSeq and is a predicted model, not a curated record. Gene Ontology annotation, biological process: intracellular calcium ion homeostasis. The transcript is spliced from 2 exons.
AUGAGAAGAUUUCAACGUCAAGUCCUCUUCAUUUCUCUCUGCAUCUUGGACCUCUCCGUUGUCACCGAAGGGCGCCCCCUCAGGAAAAGAACGGUGAGCGAAGUCCAGCUCAUGCACAACCUCGGGGAGCACAAACAGAUGCAGGAGCGCCGAGACUGGUUGCAGUUGAGGCUCCAGGGCAUCCUCACCGCUCCGGGCCACAGCCGAUGGGAGACGGGCCGGUCGAGCAGGAGGUUGAUUCCCGACGAGCUGCCCGAAUUCGCCGGCAUGACAACGGAGGAGCUCCAAGAAGCCUUGAAAAUAUUUGAGAAGCUGCUCAACUCUAAAUACUCGUGA